AUGAGGACGGCCCCGCGUCAUCUCACCGGUCAUGACCACUAUGCUGGUCUCUUCGCGUUCCUGAAUCCAACGACACGCCGUAGACAUGCGAUUGCUGAAACUCCUGAAGCCCAUAAGAGUGUGCGUUACCUUAUACCUCCUGCAACGAGUACCGUCAAGGAAGCAUUGAAGGGCAUACGACGCACGCUCACCACGUACCCAAACCGGGACGAUCCUUCUACUGAAUUCAACGGCGAGAUACAAAAUGCUGGUGGCAUCACGGCUUUUAUUGGAGCUACGAUUUUCAAAUUCGGGUCCGUACUGUUGAUGAUUGAAGCCGUCACCGAGAAUAGGACAGAUUACUUCAGGAAACCAACUCGUGAUUCUUCCAUAGCAGCCGAAGACCAGUCCAAUUUGAAAACUUUACGCGGAUGGGCCUGGUUUCCAAGCUGGUAUGAGCUCAGAACGCACUACUUGAAAGAAUUCGGCUUCCUUGCUUGUCUGGCCCAGAUGAUAGGCGCAACAGUUUUCUGGAUCUCUGGCUUUACUGCUCUUCCUCGUAUCUACAACCGACUUGCCACUGCAGCAGCUCAAAAUGGAGCAUACUGGUUUCCCCAAGUGGUCUGAGACGCGGGCUUCGUCAUCUCAGGGCUUUUGUUCAUCAGACUCAGCAGAAGUGGUAUCUUCCAGCUCUCAAAGUUUUGGAAUUGCAUAUUGGGGCUUGGAAUCUAAGAGGGGUUUGACCCCAUAUUCGCCCAUAACCUUGAAACUCUGGGGGUCGAAUUUACACUCUGCGGCGCUCUUAGAUUCGCUAGUGCUAACAGUGGAGCUGUCUAUGAGGGGAGU
Messenger RNA from Amorphotheca resinae ATCC 22711, 825 nucleotides. RefSeq lists its product as hypothetical. NCBI's taxonomy places the organism in Eukaryota, Fungi, Ascomycota, Leotiomycetes, Helotiales, Amorphothecaceae. The transcript is spliced from 4 exons. The record is from RefSeq and is a predicted model, not a curated record. The coding region runs from base 1 to 606 and encodes 201 amino acids.